UAUGAGGGGCCGCUGCAUCGAGGAUCCUUGUCUCAUCUUAAAUGCUUAGCCUUACUCACAUGUCCUUGGUUGACUACUAUAUUCACACCUGGCAUACUGGAAAACCUUGAUAGCUUAGAAGAGCUCAAAGUCGAAGACUGCCCCCUUGUCUUAUGUUUAGUGAGGUGUGAAGAUACUUGUGUUCAUGAGAGUGCUUCCUUCCUCCCCAAGUUGAAAAAGUUACCCUAUUCUCAUUGCCUGAACUCAUUAGCAUUUCCGAUGGCUUAUGCAUUGCACCGAACUUGAAACAAAUGAGCAUUUUUUAUUGUCCAAAUCUUAAGAAUUCAUCUACCGGUGAAAUGUGUUGCAAUCAUCUGACAGGAACUGAAGCACAAAGUAUUCCAAAUGAUGCAAGCAGAGAGCAGCCUGCUCCUCCUGUGGUUUCUUCUACGACCACUGGUAAUGCAGGCUCUUCAAAUUCUAAACUCAAAAGGGAACCUAAAGUUGCUUCUUGGCUUUGGAAAUUAUUAUUUAAUGAUCUUAAGUUAGCUGCAAGAAACUUUAGUGCCGCAAGUCUUCUUGGUGAAGGUGGUUUUGGCUGUGUACGUGGAUUUACAAAUGAUACAAGCAGAGAGCAGCCUGAUCCUGCUGGGGUUUUAUUUACACCCACUGGUACAGCAAUCGACUCCUCAGUUUCAUCUACAACCACUAGUAAUACAGCAAUUACCACUUCAAUUUCAUCUAAGAUCACUAGUAAUGCAACAAUUAACUCUUUGACUUCUAAAGUCAUUGAGGAAAAUAUAGUCGCUCCUCAGCUGCAGAAAUUUUCAUUGAAGGGUCUUAAGUUAGCUACAAGAAAGUUUAGUCUUGAGGGUCUGCUCGGUAAAGGCGGUUUUGGCUGUGUCUUUAAGGGUUGGGUUGAAGAAAAUUGGAAUGCUUCAGCGAGGCCUGGCACCGGGCUGACUGUUGCCAUUAAGGUUCUGAACACGAGGGGUAUAAGGGUCACAAAGAAUGGCUGGUAAUAUAUCAUCCAAUGAUCUUGUAUUUCUGGAGUAAUGCGUGUUCGACUAUUAGUAUGAGUUUUGAUGCGUUGCACUUUCCAUGUGGCACGCUGAAGUGACUAUUCUUGGACAUCUGGUACAUCCAAAUUUGGUGAGGUUAAUUGGAUAUUGCGCGGAAGGCCUGCUAAUAUAUGAGUUUUUGCAACAAGGGAGCUUGAACAAUCACCUCUUUAAAAGUAUGCAUAGUUGUCCUGUAUAAUGUGCUUUGGUGCCCUUAAUGACAUGUCUAGCAUUAUGUUCAUACUACAUAAGUACUCACGGUAUAA
This is a messenger RNA of Eucalyptus grandis, 1306 nucleotides long. RefSeq names its product probable serine/threonine-protein kinase PIX7. NCBI's taxonomy places the organism in Eukaryota, Viridiplantae, Streptophyta, Magnoliopsida, Myrtales, Myrtaceae. Gene Ontology annotation, molecular function: ATP binding. The coding region runs from base 291 to 1001 and encodes 236 amino acids. The record is from RefSeq and is a predicted model, not a curated record. The transcript has 2 exons.